AUGUGCUCAAACUCCAAUUGUUACGUGCCAUUUUUCAACUGGUACUGGCCAUUCUGUGGAGUUCUCGCUAUCAUAUUUCAGACUAUUCUACUCCAUUUGAUUUCUCAUAAAUCACCAGCAACACUCGAUGGUCUCAAAAUCUUUUUGUACAACACAUCUUGUGUACAGAUUGCUUUGAUAACAUUUGCAUUCCUAUCUCAACACAGAUUACUUACAAACAGCAUCAGUGCAGCUGUUCUAUCAUUGGGUCCAUGCAGUUAUGUUAGCCCGACAACGUGCUUCAUAAAUUAUCACGUUUUCAUGGCCACAAGUUUUGGAGCUGGAAGUGCAAUUGCUAUAACUGUUCUCUUCCGUUUUUUCGUUCUUGUACAAAAUCAAGUACAUACAAAUCAAACGUAUAUAAUGGUGUUGGCAUCUUAUAUUGCCCCACUUGUAGUAUUGAUAAUUCCAUUUACUGAUAAAUGGGACUUUGAAUCUGCCCAGGCAUCCACAGCCCUGGAGCAUCCUUCCUAUAACCUGUCCAUUUACUAUCCGUACUCGGGAUUUUCAAAUGCUGGAAGUCCUCAGUUUCUGUCAGCCACCCUUCUCCUAUCAAUUGGUGCAUACGGAAUUCCGAUCGGCUGUCUCAUUCUGACUCGAAAAGUUUUAAUUUUGAUUCGUUAUCAUAGUCAUAUGUCGGAAAGAACUAAAAAACAAGCACAAACUCUAAUUCAUGGAUUAAUCGUUCAAUCAAUGCUUCCAUUCAUUUCCUACAUUCCAUCAUUUUCUGGUUAUAUUUAUACUCAAUCUACUGGAAGAGAACUCUUGAUUUGUGAACACCUGAUAUUAGUGUCAUCUGCAUUCCCAGCUCUCCUUGAUCCAUUCAUCUCGUUUUAUUUCAUUGUUCCAUACCGACAGGCAAUUAUUGAAUGGGUACUUCCAAAACGUCAACAGCGAAUCACCACAGUCACCAGCAAUUCAACUUCCGGCUUCAAUUAAAAUAUGAUCUGCAUUUUUCUGUUAAAAACGUGGGAAUGUAUAUUAUACCCUGUACUUUGUCCUCGGAGGAUCAUAAUUUCAAUGGUGACCUUCAUGAUUUUUAUAUAAAUGGUUUCAUUCAAUAAAUAGUAAAUCAGCAUUCAAAU
This is a messenger RNA of Caenorhabditis elegans, 1124 nucleotides long. RefSeq names its product Serpentine receptor class delta-59 (gene srd-59). The record is from RefSeq and is marked reviewed. NCBI's taxonomy places the organism in Eukaryota, Metazoa, Nematoda, Chromadorea, Rhabditida, Rhabditidae. The transcript is spliced from 4 exons. Gene Ontology annotation, cellular component: membrane. The coding region runs from base 1 to 978 and encodes 325 amino acids.